Molecule: messenger RNA, 3316 nt
Organism: Phymastichus coffea
Lineage: Eukaryota; Metazoa; Arthropoda; Insecta; Hymenoptera; Eulophidae
Product: xylosyl- and glucuronyltransferase LARGE1-like
Exons: 11
Coding region: 289-2385 (698 amino acids)
Biological process (GO): protein O-linked glycosylation via mannose
Molecular function (GO): glucuronosyltransferase activity; xylosyltransferase activity
Source: RefSeq, a predicted model, not a curated record
UUAGGUAUAUACAUAUAUAGUUCAAUACGAUAAGGUGGCACAAGCUAUAAAUGAUAAACUUAAUUGUCAAUUUUCAAUUACUUGGUCAUGGGUAUCUCAAUCUAGAUAUUACACUAGUUAUAUAAUUCCUCUUAAUAUUUGAUUAACAUUUUGACCAUAAUAAUUACUAAUUAAAAAUUAUAUCAUGUCAAUGAUCUCGUAUACAAUUUUUCGUGUGGUAGGCAAAGUAUACAUAGAAUUGUAUACAAAAUUAUAAGUCCUUUUCUAAAAUAUGCUCGGCAUACCAGAAUGGUUCGACCAUGGGUAGGAUGGCUGUGUAUCCUGUUUUUCAUUUCAAUGGUGUUUUAUUUAUACUUGUCAAUAAACGCCCCAAUUAUAAAAAAUCCUUAUUUUGCACCAAAGCACAUAGAUUUGCCAAACACCAAAGAAUUCCAAACAAUUAUUCACCCUAUUAUAGAGAAAACGUCUAUACCUAAUUUAUUUCAUGAUAAAGACUGUACAACAAUUCAUAUUGCUUUCGUAUGUGCUGGAUUCAAUUCAACAGUUUCUUUAGCAACGACAGUAAAAUCUAUUUUAUUUUAUCGCACAAGGCCUUUACAUUUUCACUUAUUAGUCGAUGAAAUUUCCUUAAAAAUUGUCAGUGUUCUAUUUACAUCCUGGAAACUAUCUCAUGUUGCAGUAUCAUUUUAUAAAACUGAAGAGUGGGUACCAAAAGUUUCAUGGAUACCUAACAAACAUUACUCGGGAGUGUAUGGACUUUUGAAGUUAGUCCUUCCUGAUGCUAUUCUUGAAAAAAAUUUAAUAGUUUUAGAUACAGACAUAACAAUUUUGAAUGAUAUUUCUUUACUUUGGGAAUUGUUUAAAAAUUUUAACAAAGAACAAGUAUUGGGAUUAGUUGAAAAUCAAAGUGACUGGUAUAUAAAAUCUACAUUAUACAAUGUACACCCUUGGCCAGCUUUAGGUCGAGGGUAUAACACUGGAAUUAUGCUGAUGGACUUACAUAAAUUACGUGCCAAAAAUUUUUCCAAAUUAUGGGAAAAUACUACAUUACAUGUAUUGAAAGAUAUUUUCGAAAUAAGUUUAGCAGAUCAAGACAUUAUAAAUGCGGUUAUUAAAAACAACACAAAAUUUUUGUAUACUAUCGAUUGUACAUGGAAUGUUCAAUUAAGUGAUCAUGCUCUUAGUGAAUCAUGUUAUAGUAAUACAAAUAAAAUAAAUGUAAUUCAUUGGAAUUCACCUCGAAAAUUCAAUGUAAAAAAUAAGUAUGCUCAAGACUUCAAAAAAAUGCAUCAAGUAUUUCUUGAACUCGACGGGAAUUUACUGAGACGUCGGUUGUUUGGCUGCAAUAAGAAUGAAGAAUCAAGUCAGAACAAUGAGAUGGACUUAUGUAUUAAAUUUAAAGAAGGUGCCAAAAUUGUAUAUAGAACGCAUCCAUUUUUUUUGGAAUUUGAAAACAAUGUAGUAAAUAGUGCUGAUGUCCUUCUUGCUACUCAGUGCAGCAUUGAUAGGAUUGUACUUCUCGAAGAUAUGUCAAAAUAUUGGCGAGGUGUAAUUAGUGUUGCUCUUUAUUUGACUGACAACGAAGUACAAACUUUUCUAGAUUUCGUUCAUAACUCUGUUGAAUUAAGAAACCGGAAAAAUAUUGCAUAUCACAUUGUUUACAAAGAAGGAGAAUUUUAUCCAGUGAAUUAUUUACGAAAUGUUGCUAUGAAAUAUGUAACUCUACCAUAUAUAUUUCAACUAGAUAUUGACUUUUUACCUCAAUAUGGUUUACAUAAAAAUUUAAUUAACUAUGUUAUUGCAAACAAUAUAACAGAAAAUCAUCGUAUUGCACUAGUUAUUCCUGCCUUUGAAACGCAAAGAUACAGGUUCAAUUUUCCAUCAACAAAAGCCGAACUUUUGAAAUAUUUGGAUUAUAAAAUUUUAUACACAUUUCGUUAUCAUGUUUGGUCUCAAGGACAUGCCCCUACUAAUUUUUCAUUUUAUAGAAAUGCAAUUGAACCUUACGAAGUAUCUUGGGAACCAGAUUUUGAACCUUAUAUCGUUGUUCCCAAAUCUGCACCAAGUUAUGACGAACGAUUUAUUGGCUUUGGUUGGAAUAAGGUGUCUUAUAUCACACAUUUGACAGCUUUAGGCUAUAAGUAUAUUGUUUUGUCGGACGCAUUCAUAAUUCAUCGUCCUCAUGCACCAAGUCGUGAUAUUGGAAAAUUUAGAACUGAUGCUUCUUAUAGACGGUGCUUAAAAGCAUUAAAAGAUUCAUUUGUACAAGACCUCAUAGAUAAUUUGGGAGAUAAGGCUGUAAUGAAUCUCAAUAAAAUAUUUGCUAAACAAGACAAGAAAUCUAAUAAUGUCACUAGCCAAAAAGUAAUAUACCAAUCAAGUUAAAGAUGUGCCUUGAACACAAUGUUCUGAAAAAGUAUGUUAUGUUAUAAAUUGUUAUUGGUUGUUCAAAUUUCUAAUAAUUUUGCAACAGCCAAUUGUGGUUCUAAACGUAAUUAUAAUCACAAAAAAAAAUUUUAAUGUAUUACAUAUCACUGUAUACUAGCAAUUUAUAAAUAUUCAUAUUAUGGUUUGCUUUUAUAAUAAUGAAAAUUUUUAUUUUAUUUUUUAUUGAUCAACUGUACCACAACUAGGCUUUUUAUCUAUAGUCACAUCUAUUUAUAUUCAAAUUCUCAUUAAAAUUUUAUAUUGUUAAAAUACAUGUUUACAUCAACAUAAAAUACUUCGAAUCAAAUUUUUAAACAUAUUUUGUAAUCUGUUUAUUUUUAUAUAAAUGACCCUUGCUUUGAAGUUUCAAAUAUAGUUGCCUAGAAAGAUAAUUUCACAAUGAUCGUAUUUAUUAUAUUAUAAGUCUCAUGUGAAAGAGUAAUCGCACGUCUUGUAUUGUAAAAUUAUAUAAUUUCAUAAAUAAUGCUUACAGUUUUUUAUAUAAUUUGUUUUUUUAAAACUAUUCUUAUAAAGAACGAAAAUUACCGUUAUAUCACUAAAACAAUAAGCCUAUAAACUCUUUACAACGUUUUUAUAAUUUCUUUAAGAGUAUUAUUUGCUUCAUUAAUUUAAACUUUUUGUUAAACACAGAUGUGCUUUUGGCAGAGCUAAAAUGCCAAAUGCAAAUGGUAAAUUCAUACACUUUCAGGAAUAUGUUUUUCUUUCGAAUGAUUAUUUGUCACUAUACUAUCGUAUGUUUUAUGGAAGUGCAAGACAAUAAAAAAUUGUAAAAGUAUCUUUACUAUGCACAAAUAAUGUUUGAAGUACAAAAAUUAAUCCAUGUAUUAUAAUCGUUACUAAUUGUAAAAAAUAUAAUAAAAUGAAUAUC